Numida meleagris (helmeted guineafowl) is the source of this 1337-nucleotide messenger RNA. RefSeq names its product transmembrane protein 213 (gene TMEM213). NCBI's taxonomy places the organism in Eukaryota, Metazoa, Chordata, Aves, Galliformes, Numididae. The transcript is spliced from 3 exons. The record is from RefSeq and is a predicted model, not a curated record. The coding region runs from base 121 to 438 and encodes 105 amino acids.
UUGCUCCACCCUCUGCCCUGCUCGCUGGCUGGCUGAGUGUAUCAAGGCUUUGCUGAACCAUUGCUGCCAGAACUGGCACACUGAUCCUUGCAGCUACUCGGCAGGAGCUGGACCCCUGGUAUGAUGCUCUCCUCCCACGAGCCCUGGGCAGCUUUCGUCAUGCUCUUCUACAUCACUGUGCUCUGGUGCUCCUGUUCUGCAGCAGCUGGAGCCUCCAACAUUUCAACAAGCACCAUGCACACAGCCGAGUAUGAACCACCAUGUCUCAAGGUGGACUUCUGCACACUAGCAGCCGUGUGCUGUCCGACUGGUGUGGACGAUUACGGAUGGAUUGCAGCAGCUGUUGGCUGGAGCCUCUGGUUUCUGACUCUCAUUCUGCUCUGUGUGGAAAAGGUCAUGAAACUCCGGCCUGACGAACCCAAAUAUUUGGCAGCCUGAAGCAGGGCAAGUCAGCGAGCAGCAGUGAGGUGCAGACAGACUGACAAAGACUUCAAUCACUUCCUGAGAAACAGAAAAGAAAGAGAACUUGCCUUCAGCUAAAAGAAGUCCACAUGUAAGUGGGGCACCUGCUUGGGCUCUGUCUUUCCUGGCAUGUCAGAGCUCCUGGCCCAAGCAUGGAGCUCCAGUCAGUCUCAGCUGGCCACCAUGGACAUCCCAAUGCACACAGACAACAUUUUGAAUCAUAGAAUCAUCAAGGUUGGAAAGAUCACUAAGAUCAUCUAGUCCUACUGUCAGCCCAUCCCCACCAUGUCCACUAACAACGUCCCUCAGUGCCACAUCCACACAUUUCUUGAACACAUCCAGGGACGGUUACUCCACCACUCCGUCAUUUCCCUGAGCCCAUCCAAGCCUGCCCAGAGGGUACAAUCAGACCCUGAAGGACCAGGUACUAGGCUUCCUGCCCUAAGACAACCCCAAACAGCACUGGAAUUUGAAAGAGCAGUGGGCUGGUUUCUGGAGGUGCUGGAGGAUCAACGUCACCAGAUUCUGUACUAAGCUGCGGGCCAGGCUGUAUCACUAAAAUAAUGCAAGUCAUUGGUUAUACUGAGUAACUUCUGUUGACUAAACCAAAGUGUUUACUGAUACCAAGAGAAACUCUGUUUUGGAAACUUAAGGCUUGUUUGGGCUGGUUUGAAAUUAGAACUGGUUGUUCCACUGCAAUGUAUAUGUGAACUGCUUUGUGGGAGGUUGGUUGUAUCUAUUCGGCUUGCACCUGUCUGUGUAAUUAAGACACACUGCACCAUUGCAAAUGGGUUUUAAACCAGUAUAUCCAACUCAGGCACAACACUGGUCCUAUUUAUGUAAGAUGAUAAUAAACGCUCUUCUUGAUGGAAGGA